Python bivittatus (Burmese python) is the source of this 3734-nucleotide messenger RNA. RefSeq lists its product as uncharacterized. The record is from RefSeq and is a predicted model, not a curated record. NCBI's taxonomy places the organism in Eukaryota, Metazoa, Chordata, Lepidosauria, Squamata, Pythonidae.
UCUCUUCCGGCAGCUUCCUAGGAAUCUGCGCGUGACGUGCAGGCGGGGGAGGGAAAAGGUUUCUAUAGCAGCGCCGAGAGCCAACCAACAAACAGGAGCCCAUCUGGCCCGAGAGUUCUUUUCCCCACCAAGCUGCGAGUUCACCUUUCGAGAAAAAGGGGUCGGUGAGGGAGGGAGCAGGAUGGACUCCCUCAGUUCAAUUGAAGUUGAGUACAUAAAGAAUUUGCAAAAACAAAUCUGCUUACUAGAAUGUGAGACAGCUUAUCUUAGAGAGAAGGCAAAGAAUGCUACACACAUUCCACCUAAAGUUAACAGAAAAGCUGAAAAGUUAUUGCAAACAAUGAAGGAAUUGGAGGCUAUCAUAAACACAACAGAAAUAGAUAUAGCAAAGAAAGAAAACAGCACCAAGCUCUAUGAAGCUGAAACUCAAGCAAUACACAAGCGUCUUCAAAUACUGUCUGAUGCAAGUGCUAAAGAAAAGCUGCUAUUAAUGGAGGAGGUUACAAAACUGAAGAAAAUGGUUGAACACUCUACCCAGGAUAUUUCACACAAAGAAGCAGAUCUGCUAAAAAUUCAGAGAGAAAUACAAGAGACUGUGAAUUCAGUAAAAGAAAAAGAACAUGCUGUCUGUCUUUUGGAAUCACAAUGUCAGCAGCAGAUUUGGCAACACCAAGAAAUGGAAAAAAACCUUUCAGAACGCAGAUCAGAGUGCACACAACUGCAGGCAUUGCUCUACCACUUAGAAGAGAAAUUAUUGACAAGCUCCCAAUCUUCACAACAGUCUACUGCUAAGGAACUUAGUCAGGAGGCCGAAAAAUUAAGGCAGAUCCUCAAGGAAAAUGAGCUUUCAGCUGAUGAGGAUAAGUAUUUGCUCAACAAGAUGGCAGAAGAUUGUAGACAUCUGACGAAGGAGAAUAGCCUUUUACAAGCUCAAAUGCAGAAAGUUAUCAAGCAUCUAAACCAGGAAAGGCAGCUGAGAGAGGAGGAGACUUCUUCCUAUUCAAGAAGGGUGUCUGAGCUAGCAUUAGGAAGAGAGAAAGAACGGCAACUUAAGCUGGGACUUACCUACUUGAAGACUCUGUUACCGAACCUAAGACGGAAGGUUCUUAAAGCCCAGGAACAGGUACUUCAUCUACAAGAAAGAAAAUCUAUGGAUCACAAAAGGCAACAUCUUCAAACACAACUAAUUGAUUUAGAAAAUCAACACACCAGAGUGCAACUGGAAAAUUCUAAACUGAGAACAGAGAAAUAUCAUUGGGUGGAACAUAUUUCUCAAAUACACAAACAGAUUGCUGAAAACGAGAAGGAAAUCAGUUUUCUGCACAGCCAUGUUUAUACCUUGUCCUGUGAUCUCAACAACUUGAAAUCUGAAGUCAAUAUGGCCUCUAUUCCUCAGAAGGAAAAAGGGAAAGAUAUCUCCAAUAUAUUAACAGCAAACUGUACUUCAAUGAACUAAUGUUGGAAACAGUUAAUUUGCCCUUAUAUAAAGAUCAUGUUUUUAAAAGUUUCUUUAAAUCAAGUUGUAUUUUAUACAUGGUACUAUUUAAAAAAAAAAAUCCUAGAGAAAUUACUGUAUAUCUGAAGAUAAAUUAAACUAGGUCUUUUGUUUCAGUCAGUAUUUUAAGUAUUUGUAUAUUUUCAAGAUAGUAAAUGUUAAUUUCAAUAUAUUUUUUAAACCUUUUGGUUGUUCAUGGAUCAAUUAUCAGUGCCAGUGAAAAGAAUAGGACUUGCAUGAUAUCCUUACUGACAUAAUUAUGUUCAAUAUACAACAAAACUCUGUAUUGUUUUCACAAUCAACCAUCUCAAAGUGAAAAUAAAUUAUCUAUUUUAAAAGUCAGAAUUCUUUCCAAACUUUGCUUCCUGUAAAAGAUCAGGUGCAUUAACUCUUCACAAUAUCUCUAAUGGAUAAGUGCCAUCUGAAUCACCCCAUUCAACAGACAUUUAUCUGUAGAGUCCAAAUUACCCCAUUUAUUUUCUAGAAAAAUAAAGAGGGGAAAUGUAAGCCUUUGGUAUGUGGAAGGUUCAAUCUUACAGCAUUACGAAGAGAAGAGGUUAGUGCCAUUUUGAUGUUGUUCUUGUACACAUUCUACACAAUUCUCUCUACAGCACCAAUUCCAUAAAGAAUCUACUUAGUACAGCCAUGUAAAUAAUUUGGAAGGGCACUUCAAUUCCCACAACUUUGCAAGUAGGAUCCUAUAAUUCUGUAGGUUCUAUUUGACUGCUUCAAAGGUCUUCCCACAUCACCUGUUUUUCUUCACAGGCAGUUUCAGCAGAACUUUUGUGCACACAAAUGCAUGAACAGCCAAGCUGAGAAAGGGUCUAUACUGAAUCAUUGGGUUCAGUGUUCCUGUUCGCUUGAAGAGUUGCUAUGAUUGAAUCUUUCCCUGCCCCAACCCCAAUUAAUUGCCCAGUCCUAGAACUAUGUUUAGCAGUUCUACUUGGUCUAUCUUCUAAUGAACAAGACAUACAUAUUUAUUAAUGGUGUUGAAAUUGGGACAAGAGUGCAGAAAUUAAGAUUGCUGUUUGGGAUGAUAUGCAUAUUAAAUUAAGGGUUCUCAGGUUGUUCUGACAGGCAGAACACCAUUAUAAGAAAAGAUGACACGAUUCAAAAUGUUCAACUUAAUAGUUAGCUAAAUGCGCAUCCUGUCAGAAGUAUUUGGUGGAUUUCUACCAUACACUUCUGCAUAGAUAGAAGCACCCCUACCAUGCUAAAAAACAUAUUUAAUAUAUUUUAAAAUGUUAUAAAACCCUGCAGACAUAAAUGAAGGUAAACUGAGAUUCAAAGGGGCUUACAUACGCUAAUUUGAUUCAAAAUUAAAUAGGUAAGCAAAUUUGUGAUUUUAAGGCUAGUAGCCAGUCUAAGCAAAACAGCAAAGCAAAUACCUUAUAAUCACACUCCUAGAGACAGAUUUCACCAUAAUUCUUGUAAAGCUACAAAUGAAGCCCAGAGCUAUACUAAGGCACAUACCCUUAGGAGGACACUGAGGAGAUACCCAUCUAUAUUAUUUCUUGCAGUUUCUUAAAACUGUAUGCAGUAGCUUAAAAUAUUUAAAUACAUUUUAAACUAUGGACAUUAUUCUUUUUAUUAUGCUUCAGAUUUUUACACUUGUAACUUUUUAAAUUACCAUAUUUUGCUUUAGUUCUGUACAUUUUUCAUACUGUAACUGUAUUUAGAAAGUAAAGCUUGCAUAAACAAACAUGCCUCGUGGCUGAAGGCUUAUAGUGUUUUCCUGUGUGUAGGUCUAUUUUGGAAAAUUGCUUAAUAGUAAUAUAACUAAACCCCCCCCCCAUCCCAGCUCACUGCUUUGGUAAAUCAAUCCCCCAAAUCCAAGAAGCUGGAUGAUUAAAUAAAGGUACUAGAUGGGUUGGUUUUUAAUAGCAGUGCAGAAGUUGCAGCCCAUAACAUAGCUCCCAGAAAUCUAAGCCAGUUUUGAGGAUUGGUGUGAGAUGCUGAAGUUAGGGUUCAACAACAACUGAUUCUUAAUCUCUGGUUUAUAAACAAGAACUUUUUUGCAAAAUAUAGAUUGCCACAAAAUUUGUCUUCCAAUUAAUCAUAACCAAUAAAAAGAUCAGUCUACAGAAUCAGUUGUUUAAAAUUCAACAGCUUUCCCUGAUAAAAGAAUCUUGAUAAUGCUUGUUUUUUUAAAGGAACAGCUAAAAUGCAACACUUAAGAUUUAGCUAAAAAACAAACAAAAAACACCUGACUAGAGAUGCAAAAUGCACAACAAUUUAU